AUGUCAAAAGUAGUAGUAAAAUUCUAUUUGAAUAAACAAUGUAUUUCAACUAAACCAAUGAAUUCACAAGACAAUUUGAAAACAGCAAGAGAGAAAUUGGGUGAAAAGAUAUCUGAUUCUCAACAAUUUCUAUCAGAAGAAGGAGAUUUAAUUGAUAUAAAUGAAGAAGAUUCAUUUACUAUAGGAGAUAUAAUUAAUGAAUCAAGAAGAAUAAAUAUCAAAGAAACAGGAGAUAAAAAAAGAAUAAAAUUAAAAUUAAAUGAUGAAGUAAUUAGCACUAUUGAAAUAAAUAAGAAAAGAAAGUUAAGUGAUAUCAGAAAAUCAAAUCAAAAUAUUCCAGAGUCUGCACAUUUCUACACGCCUGAGAAUGAUGUAAUUGAAAAGGAUGAUGAAGAAACCUUUUCAGUGGAAGAUAUAAUAAAUAAUGAUGAAAUUAUUCUUAAAAAUGAGAACGAAAAUACAUCAGAAAUGGAUAUUAUAAGUGUUAGAAUAUAUUUGAAUGGAGAAUCGUUCAUGAAAAAACAAUUAAACAAGAACAGUUCUCUUUCAGAUAUUAGAAAAAAACUUGAAAUAGUAACAAGUAUGACAAAAGGUUUUCAAUUUGAAGAUCAAAAAGGAUUUAAAAUAGAAAGAGAUAAAGAACAGUCAUUAAAAUUAUCAUCUAUUUUGGUUGAAAACAGGGUCAAUAUAACAACAAAAGUAGUAUCCCAAACUUCUCGACGUAACACUAUAGCAUUUAGUACUUCACCAAAACAACGUUACAGCACUUCUUUAAAUACUCCCACAGUACCUAUUGGUUCACCAAAUAAUACUGUAAUACCUCGUGGCUCUCGAAGUAAUACUACAACACGUAAUACUUCUGUAAAUAAUACUACACCUGUCUCUGAAAAAAAUAUUCCCAUUAAAGGAAGUAUAAGAUUGAAAAAUCAUGAAACAGGAAAAUUGAAAAUAUAUUUGUAUCCAAAUGAACCAUUUAAUCCAAAGGAUGAGAGUGAUGCAAUUGCUAUUUUAGUUGUUGGUCAAACUGGAAGUGGUAAAACAACAUUAUUAAAUAGUUUUAUAAAUGCAUUAUAUGGAAUCGAGAUAACAGAUGAUUUUAGAUAUAUAAUUAUAAAUGAAGAUAAUUUAGAACAAAAUAGAGACCAAUCUAAAAGUCAAACAAGUGAAGUAUCAAUUUAUAAUAUUAAAAGAACAAAAAAAGCCCCACCAAUAAAAAUAAUAGAUACACCUGGAUUUGGAGAUACAAGAGGAAUUGAAUAUGAUAAAGAAAUUACUAAACAAAUCAAAAAAGCAUUUGAAACAAAAGUAUUAGAUUUAAAUGCUAUUUGUUUUGUUGCACAAUCAAGUAAUGUAAGAUUAACAGCAAGUCAAAAAUAUAUAUUUGAUAAUAUUAUUAAUUUAUUUGGAAAUGAUGUAAAAAAUAAUUUUAUUGCUAUGCUUACAUUCUGUGAUGGUAAAUCACCACAAGUUAUUGGAGCAUUACAAUCAGACGAGUGUGUUUUCAGUACAAUUAUUCCAGAAAUAGAUGAGCCAUGGUAUUUAAAAUUUAAUAAUUCAGCUAUUUAUGAUGAUGAUAUUAAAGAUGGAUUUACACAAAUGUUUUGGCAGUUAGGUAUGAAGAGUUUUGAUGAAUUUAUUGAAAAAUUAAUAAAACUACCAAGAAAAUCAUUAAAACAAUCCAGAGAAGUUUUGAUGAGAAGAGAACAAAUUAAAACUGAAAUUGAAGGAAUAAGAAUAUCAUUAAAUAAUAGUUUAUUAAAAAUGAAUGAAAUAGAACAGAUAUAUAAAAAAAUCAGUUUUUAUAGUGACAAGAUUAAUGAAAAUAAAAAUUAUACUUUUCCUGUUGAUGUGACGAUACAAAAAACUGUUGAAUUAAAAGGAGAAUACGCAACUAAUUGUAAGAAAUGUCAUCAAACCUGUCAUUAUCCAUGUCAUUACCUAUCUCUUGUUUCAAAAUUUACAAUGAAAUAUUGUCAUUGUAUUGAAAAUGGAUAUUGUAAUGUAUGUGGUUGUCAUCACUCAGAACAUGCAAACUUCAAAUAUAAAUAUGAGUAUGUAACAGAAACAAGACAACAAACAGCACAAGAUAUAUAUCAAAGAUAUAAUGAAGGUAAAGAAGGUAUGGCUAGUGCAGAAAAUAUGUUAAAAAAGUUAGAAGAAGAAUAUCUUGAAAUCCAAAUGGAUUGCCGUGAUAAACAAAAAAGAAUUGUAGAAUGUGUUAAUAGAUUAUCUGAAAUUGCAUUAAAUGGUAAAGUUAAUAGUUCUAAUGAAUAUUUAGACUUAUUAAUUGAAAGUGAAAGUGAAGAAAAGAAAAAUGGAUAUCAAAAACGAAUAGCAGGAUAUAAACAACUUAAACAAGCAAAUGAAAUGAUAGAAGAUGUUAUGAAAAAGGAAGAAUUAAAAAAGAGCAAGGAGGAGAUUAAAGCAGAAUUUGAACAAAGAAAGAACGAAUUAAAACAGGGAGAAAAAUCAACAUUAGAAAUAGUCUUGCAGAAAUUGAGAAACAUGCUUCCCUGGCACAAAUAA
Messenger RNA from Entamoeba dispar SAW760, 2526 nucleotides. RefSeq lists its product as uncharacterized. The record is from RefSeq and is a predicted model, not a curated record. The transcript has a single exon. The coding region runs from base 1 to 2526 and encodes 841 amino acids. Gene Ontology annotation, molecular function: GTP binding. Lineage: Eukaryota; Evosea; Mastigamoebida; Endamoebidae.